AUAGCACUAAUUUCAAGCUAUACGCUGCGCUGUUAUUGGUGGUUCGUAGCAUAUUCUGGUGUUUUAACUAUACUAUACUGAGAGCAUUGAGUGACGUUUCAAUAUUUAAUAAAGGCAUCUCAAUUUGAAAAAAACUGUAAUUGGAAGUCAUAAAAUUCUGGUGGCUAAACAAUUCCGAUCUAUCAAAUGGGAUCUGUACGGAAUCAUGUUGAUGCACAGAUUACAAUGAGUAUUUGGAGUUCGUGAUGUCAAUGUUAGAAUUUAAGAAUUGACAUCAAGCCUUGCGUUUCGUUUCACCGAAAUUCUAUCCUAUUUUAACCAAACGUUAAACUAUACUUCCUGAUCUCAAGCUGUACACACUAAUGAAUCAUUAGACUCAGUUACUCAAUCACGAAGCUCAAAUAUAGAGGGUUUAAUAUGUUUGCGGACAAUUUAUUUUAUGUUGUUAAUGAACGUCUAAGUUCCUAGUGGGAUCUCCUGCAUUAGAAUACGGAAACAUUCGUACCAAAACUCAUGUGGCUCCUCAAAAGCUCUUCUUGGAGCGUCCAUGCGGACGUAGAAAAUCUUUUAAAUGACUCCAUUCCGCCAUGAUAUUAUUGGUGCGAUAUGAAAGUACGGCAUACUGAUGAACCAGAGUGACUUAUCAGUCAAUGAGGAUAAGCUGCAUAGUUGCAAACAAUUAACAACAAGACGCAAUAAAAUAACAUUGGAAUAACAACUUUGAUCUGAUCAAUCAACACUCAUGCCAAAUGAAUUUUUUAGUAAAGGAAAAAGUUCAAGUUUACAUAUUGAAAGUCGGGAUAAUGUUCAUAAUUCGGGUUAUCACCCCGUAGUUAUCAUCAUCAUAUGGCAUUGGUUAUAUUUUAGAAAAGGUUAGGAAGUUGUAUUAUGAGUAGUGCUGGAGUUCUAUGUUGAGUGUACAAAUGAGGGUGGUGGUUUUUAUUAGAAACCGACAUCAGUUAUAAUGCAUUGCUUCGUCAACCCUCUGUUUACAAGCUUGAGAAACUUAGGAUCAAAAUCUAGCAGAAGGGUUGGAAUGGGAAAAUACUAUCCAAUUUAUUUAGACACUCGGUUACUCAUUGAACCAUAUUAGGUACUUUAGCACACAGUCUGCCUUAAAAGCAGGUAUAGUUUAUUAUUUCAAGCAUCGUCUUAGCUUCACAUUUUUGUUCCACCAUAUGUAUUUUUAUUGAUUCCGAACGUUAUAAGAAUCAAAUGACAAGUUUCUUCUGAUAAUGAAAUACAUCUAUCAAUGCACUUCAAAUGCCUCACAGAGUAUACAGGAAGUUUUCAUAUCAUACGUUUUUACGGUUGGAAACUGUAAACUAUGUGUUUCAUUACGGAAAGAAAUACUGAUAUUAUCUGCCGUUUCUUUAAAAAAUGUCAUGGUUAACCUAAAGAAUGCUCCCGAACCAGUCAGAAACGAGUUGGUGACUUCAAGGUUACGACGUGCAUGUCAGUCAGCCUUGCCGUUUAGCUAACGAUAGAAAUAUGUGAACUUGACGACUGGUUGCAUUUUGACAGGUAAUAAUAAGGAAAAUGCAUUCGAGUAUUUAAAAAACAUUGGAAUACUAUAAAAAAGCAACCAUAACAUUUAUGUUAGUGCCGCAUUUUUCGACAACUAUUAUUAACUCAUGUUUUCAUCUUUUUAGGUCUCCAUGAGACUGAAAUAAGAAAUAUACCUCUCCCUAGACAAGAAACGUAUACAGUUCAAAAACAGAUCCCGAAAGUCCUAAAGCUCACCAGUUCCUUCUAGCAAACAGUAUGCCCAAUGAAAGACCGGAGGCGUAGAAAUAUCUUGAAUCUGAUUAUCGAUAUUUUCGUUAUUACGCUCAUCAACACAAGCUGAAAACACUUCUGUUUUCAAGAGAGUUUCGAAAGUCGACUUUGCGGAAUCCGAUGUUGAAUGCGAGUUAUCCUAACAACAUUAGUGAUUCCUGUUCAAUUUCCGCAGAAGAUACUAAACUUCUAUUGAUUUCCGGCAUACCUAAGUCUUACCACGCUUCUAAUUUAAGGAAUUUUUUCUCACAAUUCGUUGAGUCAUCUAAAUUUUCAUGUUUUCACUAUCGUCACAGACCAGAUAUCGUGGGUAUAGAACCAACUACUGAAAUAGAUGGAACCAAGUUCCUUAAGUCCAUCAAACUAGUUGCCAAAAGCAAAACAACGUGCUGUGCUAUUUUCUCUAUCUACGGAAAAUAUAUCAAAGAGCUUUUUCGUUUAUACAGUGGUCUUAAUUGGCCUAAUGAGAAUGACGAUGUGCCUUUAGAAUUGAAAUGUACCUUACAUUUAUUAGACUAUGCAACUGUGGAACAAUUUAGCUGUUUACCUGAGUUCAGACCACUAUCAUGGAUGCCUCGUGGGAACGUCGGGACACCUACUCAGUACUUUUUCAGUCUGAUCAAAGAGUGUAAACUGGAGAGUUCAAUCAUUUCCAAGCUUAAUUUAGACUUCUCUACUCAAGCUAAGAGCCGCAAAUAUGGUGCAGUUCCUUUCAUUUAUGAAAGUUUAAGUACAGGAGAUGAAAGGCUUCAAUUUUCGGAAUCAAAUAAUGCUGACUUUGAAUGUGGUGUCGUCUGUAAUUCCUAUAUUCCUAAUAAGCGUCGUGCACCCUCCAGUAAUGUUUUAGAAUUAGUUUCAGACCCAAUUAGUUUUGAGGAUGAGGAUGAUAUCCCAGAAGAAUGGGAUCGUUUCGAAGCAUUACACGACGACCCGUACAAUUUAGACAGAGGGAACAAGGCACAGUUAAAGUAUGAAAGUAAAAUUGAACUUGUUUGGGAAAAGGGUGGAUCUGGCCUAGUUUUCCACACUGAUCAACGUACUUGGGAGAAGUUAGACCCACUAAGAAAAGAAGAAAUUUUUGACGAACCCUCAUCUUUCGAUUGGGAUAUAGACAUGCAGCCAUAUGAAACACCAACUGGCAUUGGUACGGGUCCAUGUCCAAAUGGAUUUCAGGGUGGAGAUAGAGAUACAGCUGAACUUAUUGAUAUAAAUCGAGAAAGGGAAUCUAUUCGUGUUCAAGACCUUGCACAUAAUCCGUAUGCCCUUUUUACCAGCGAAGUAAUUACCAAAGGUUAUGGUGGGCAACUAUUAAAACGGAUGGGUUGGAUUCCAGGUACUGGACUCGGAGCUAAAAGAGGUCAUCCUAAAGUUUCUUCGGGGAUAAAAGUUCCUAUAACUUGUGAAGGUAGUCUUCCACCCAGAGUUCGGAAGGGUCUUGGUUACUACGGGGAGCGAAUCUCACGCAGUUCUAACAAGCAGUUAUUCAGUGGGGGAUCAAACUCCUGUAAAAUAGGACACGCAACAAAAUCUGUAUAUAUCCGAUCUGUGUUUGAUUCUCCGCAGACUGUUGCUCAUCGUAGUGGGCUUGGUUUUUCUCCCAGUAUUUUGAGACGUAAUGAUCCUGGGAUGGUCGUAAAAUGGUUAAAUGAUAGAGAAGAAUCAUUGGAUCAUCCGUUAUCCUCUAAACCUUUAUAUGAGAGACUUCCGAUUAAAAACCGUACCAUUAUUUUGAACGCUUACAGUAAUCUAUCUAAAGAGGGUAUUUCUUUUGUAUCUGGUGGUUACUUAAAUCCAUCAUAAUUUUUUCAAUGUAUUUAAACCUUAUGUAUAUAUAUUCUGUCGUAAUUCAAUGUGUAUAAAUCAGAGAUUUUUGUGAUUUCUUCAUAGUUUUAUAUUUUACCUUGCAUUUUUUAUGCUUAAAAUAAAAUCCUAAACUGUUGUUG
This is a messenger RNA of Schistosoma curassoni, 3722 nucleotides long. NCBI's taxonomy places the organism in Eukaryota, Metazoa, Platyhelminthes, Trematoda, Strigeidida, Schistosomatidae. The record is from the annotation of a GenBank genome assembly.